CGCAUGCGCACAGUACAAAUCUAUCGUCAUUACUGUGCGACGACGACGGCUAACGUUUUAGAGAUGGCGAGCGGUAAAAAGACUGCUCUAAUUUCAUCUUUGGCAAAUUAUGAUACCGACUCAGAAGGAGAGGAAGGAGAUGAGGAACACGCCGGAUUAGUGCCAUACUAUGAUGACAUCAGCAAAAUCGAAGACGAAGACGAGGUGGCAUCAGCACACGAGGAGAGCGAGGACAGUUCCAGAAAUUCGGAAGAGGAGGAGUCGGACACAGGGGGCGAUGCAGAUGACAGUAAGGAAAUCUUAGAGGUGGAGAAGAGGGACCCGAAUGAACUUGUAGCCCUCUUCUCUGAGAAGGUGCGGAACAUGUCUCCCGAUGACAUCAGAAUUCCCCCGGAACCACAAGGACGCUGUUCCAGUCAGCUACAGGAGAAGAUCCAGAAGCUGUAUGAGCGGAAGCAGCAUGGAGCCUUUGACACCAACAGCCACAUCCAGAAGAAGAAAGAGUUCCGGAACCCAAGUAUUUAUGAGAAACUUAUCCAGUUCUGCGGCAUCGAUGAACUUGGAACGAACUAUCCAAAGGACAUGUUUGAUCCCCAUGGCUGGUCUGAGGACUCUUAUUAUGAAGCACUGGCCAAAGCCCAGAAGAUCGAGAUGGACAAACUGGAGAAGGCCAAGAAGGAGCGUACCAAGAUUGAGUUUGUGACGGGGACCAAGAAAGGCACCGCCGCCAACGCCGCUUCCUCCGCAUCCAGCGCGGCCACAGCCACAGCUACAGCAGAAGCCCAAAAGAGGAAGAGUAAGUGGGACUCUGCGGUGCCCGUCACGUUGGCACAGCCCGCCCUCCUCACCACCACUGCCACCCUGCCCGGCGUCGUCUCGGUAACCACCACCGCCAGCGGCACCAAGACCACUGUCAUCUCCGCCGUGGGCACCAUCCUCAAGAAGUCCAAGCAGUGAUCGCCAUGCCAACCAGGCAACCAAUGAAAAUGAGGGAGGGAGGGAGUGCGUGUGUGGAUAUUUGUGUGUGGGAGUGUGUGUGUGUGUGUGUGUGUGUGUGUGGGAGUGUGUGUGUGUAUUGGUUGAGGUCUUUGAUGUUCUGUAACUGUGAUCAUGUCAUAGACCUUGUCUGACCUAAAGAUGAAACUGAAUCCAACCCAAGAUGACCAUCGGCCUUUUUUUUUUUUUUUUUUUUUAUUUUGUCCACUUAUAUAUGUGUAGGGUUGUGCGUAAAGGUGACCGGCAGUCUCUCUCUCUCUGUCUGUUUUAAGUGAUAGCAUUUCCCUCUAUCCUGUGAUGGAAUUCUCAGACCACUGACUAAUGCCGUUAGCAUCAUUAGCAUCAUUAGCAUAGCUGACCCCAGCUCAACGUCCCUAGAGAACGGACCAGUCUACUGUGAUCGAGAGGGACUCUGCUUCUUCUUUUACAUGUCUGUGUUGUGGGAUGGGCUUACGCAGAAAAUGCACACAUAAAACUAUGGCUAUCAUUUGCUUUUUCUUAGGUUGUUUUUUGUUUUAGUUUUUUUGUUUUGUUUUGUUUUGUUUUUCACAUAUUUUCAUUUCACCUGUUAGACUUGUACCCUUUGUCCAAGAAGCUGUGUCUGCCUGCGUAUUUAAAAGUAGUUUGUUUUCUGUGAAAAUGGAGACUGGGGGUAGUUUUGCAGUGGACUUCCUCUGUGUGGAGCAGUGGGUCAUCAGGCUUCAACCACAAUUAUGGAAACCAGCUCUGUCCGCGUCGGAGGAAUUUAGCAGCCUGAAUGACAAACGCUCUGUUUUCUUUUCUGUCAGGUCUCAUCGAGAAUCUCAUUUUAAUGGUCUACUCACUGAAAGGUUGUGCAAAUAUUUUUUUCUACAAAUGUACAGAGCAAUCUGCAGAUGCCAGCAAGGAAAAUUAAACGUUCAUGCCUUCUUUAUACCCAA
Molecule: messenger RNA, 1916 nt
Organism: Sardina pilchardus (European sardine)
Lineage: Eukaryota; Metazoa; Chordata; Actinopteri; Clupeiformes; Clupeidae
Gene: sap30bp
Product: SAP30 binding protein
Exons: 11
Coding region: 4-957 (317 amino acids)
Biological process (GO): regulation of DNA-templated transcription
Cellular component (GO): nucleus
Source: RefSeq, a predicted model, not a curated record